GCAGCGGCUUGCAGCAUGCCUGGAUCUAUACCGUUCUACCAGAAGCACCACCGCCACUACGACCGAGGCUACCGUAGCAAGGAGACGGAGUCUAAAAUCAGCCAGUACCAGUCCAGCAGCAGCAGAUACGUUGCUGGUAGCAGCAGCACCUCCGCCACCAGCAGGAGCAGAGGACUUCGAGUGUCUUCACACUCUGGGUUGGAAGAGAGCAGACUGAGCCCUGUACCCAAGAGAGCCAAGCCAACUUACUUGGCUGUGGAUAAAGAGAACCAAAUCAUCGGCUAUGUAGUGCCUAUCUUCAGGGGCAGUCAAGAGUUUGCUACAGGAUUUUCGGAUACAGAACAAGCAAGGGUGAGGGACACUGCUGCAUACAUGGCCCGCAGGGAUUUGUUCACCACUGGUCUGGAGAUGGAGAGGUCAGAGCAGUUCUCCAGGAAGGAGGCCAUGCGCGAGUCAGCUGAACGCAUCUCUCUGAACAAAAGGAUCCAUGAACACGAGGAACACUUCAAGCGCAUGAACGAAGACAGCCUGAUGCACGCCCCGGAGUUUGUGAUUAAACCUCGCUCCCACACUGUGUGGGAGAAGCAGUGUGUGCGGCUGCAUUGCACUGUCAGUGGCUGGCCUGACCCACGGGUCAUCUGGUACAAAAACAAUGUGGCAAUUGACCCCCUUGCCAACCCUGGCAAGUAUAAACUUGAGAGCAGAUACAGCGUGCACUCACUGGAGAUUAACAGAUGUGAUUUUGAUGACACGGCGCAGUAUCGCGUCUCUGCCAUGAACUCCAAGGGAGAGCUGUCUGCUUUUGCCUCCGUCGUCGUCAAGAGGUUCAAAGGUGAAGUUGAUGAGUCCCUGCCAGAACCCAGACAUGGCCCAGUGUCUGAGUAUGGCAUCAACUUCCAGACUCACAUUGUUGAUAAGUUUGGCGUGUCAUUUGGAAGAGAGGGGGAGACCAUGAGUCUAGGUUGUACGGUCAUCAUCUACCCUGCCCUGCACCGCUACCAGCCAGAGGUCCAGUGGUACAGAGAUGAUGUUCUCCUGUCUCCAUCUAAAUGGUACCACAUGCACUGGAGCGGAGACCGAGCCACGCUGACACUCACACACCUCAACAAAGAGGACGAGGGUCUCUACACCCUGCGCGUCACCACCAAGUCUGGAUAUGAAACCUACUCGGCCUAUGUCUUUGUCAGAGAUGCUGAUGCUGAGGUUGAAGGAGCUCCAGGUGCCCCUCUGGAUGUUCGCUGUCUGGAUGCCAACAAGGACUACAUUAUUGUCACUUGGAAGCAGCCAGCUGUUGAUGGUGGCAACUCUAUCCUGGGCUACUUUGUGGACAGGUGUGAGGUUGGAACCACCCACUGGAUCCAGUGCAAUGACACUCCAGUCAAGUUUGCCCGUUUCCCUGUGACUGGCUUGGUGGAAGGCCGCUCUUAUAUCUUCCGUGUGCGUGCUGUCAACAAGAGUGGCAUGAGCCGCCCGUCCAGAGUGUCUGAACCCGUGGCUGCGAUGGACCCAGCUGACCGCGCCCGCAUGAGAGGUACUUCUGCGCCCUGGACUGGCCAAAUCAUUGUCACAGAGGAGGAGCCUGCAGAGGGCAUUGUUCCUGGCAGACCUCUUGAACUUCAGGUGACAGAGGCCACCAAGAACUAUGUGGUGCUGAGCUGGAAGCCACCUGGAGAGAAAGGCCUGGAGGGUGUCAUGUACUAUGUGGAAAAGUGUGUCGCGGGCACAGACAGCUGGCAGAGGGUGAACACAGAGAUCCCAGUCAAGUCUCCUCGCUUUGCACUGUUUGAUCUCGCUGAGGGGAAGUCUUACAGCUUCCGUGUCCGCUGCUGCAACUCUGCCGGCGUCGGUGAACCCUCUGACCCGACUGAGGCCACCACAGUCGGCGACAAGCUUGAUAUCCCAUCUGCCCCGGGAAAGGUUGUUCCCACUAGAAACACAGACACAUCAGUUGUUGUGUCCUGGGAAGCUUCCCGUGAUGUUAAAGAGUUGAUUGGAUACUACAUCGAGGGGAGUAUUGUGGGCAGCAACGUGUGGGAGCCGUGCAACAACAAGCCUGUAAAUGGUACCAGGUUCAUCUGCCACGGCCUGAUGACAGGAGAGAAGUACGUGUUCAGGGUGAGGGCAGUGAACGCAGCAGGGCUCAGCCAAUUCUCCGCGGAGUCUGAGCCUGUGGAGGUGAAGGCUGCUAUUGCCUCUCCUGCUCCACCCUAUGGCAUCACCAUCCUGGAGUGCGUUCGCGACUCCAUGGUGCUGGCCUGGAAACAGCCGACCUUCAUUGGCGGCGCUGACAUCACUGGCUACUUUGUGGAUUACCGUGAGGUCAUUGAUGGCGUGCCGGGGAAAUGGCACGAGGCCAACAUCAAGGCUGUCAGUGAGAGAGCCUACAGAGUGUCUGACCUGAAGGAGAACAGGAAGUACCAGUUCCAGGUGCGAGCAGCCAACAUGGCAGGUGUUGGCAUCCCAUCACUGCCCAGUGACACCUUCCUGUGUGAGGAGUGGACCAUCGCUGUGCCAGGACCUCCUCAUGACCUGCAGAUAAGAGAGGUGCGAAGUGACUCUCUGAUGUUGCUAUGGAAACCGCCUGUAUACCAGGGCCGCGACCCAGUCAAUGGGUUCUACAUUGACAUCAAGGAAGCGGAUGCGCCGGAGGAGGCGUGGAGAGGAGUCAACAACAAAGCCACAGAGAAGGCGUACAUGAAGAUUAAGAACCUGAUGGAAGGAGAGACGUAUGUGUUCCGCGUUCGUGCUCAGAAUAAAGCCGGUGUUGGGAAAACCUCAGAUGUGACAGAGCCAGUCCCAGCUCUGACCAAACCAGGCACCAAGGAGAUCGUGGUGGAUGUUGAUGAUGAUGGUGUUGUCUCCCUGAACUUUGAAUGCUGUGACCUGACCCCUGACUCCAAAUUUGUGUGGUCCAAGAAUUAUGAGGAAAUCACAGACACCUCCCACUUGAGUAUAGAGACCAAGGGAAACAAGUCCAAAGCUGUUUUCAGCGCUCUUGGGGAGGAUGACAUUGGCAUUUACUCCUGUAUUGUCACCCACACUGAUGGUGCUUCAGCCGGCUACGACCUCUCUGCAGAAGAGUUGAAGAAGCUGCUGGAAAUCAGUCACAACCACAAAUUCCCCAUUAUUCCCCUGAAGUCAGAGUUGGCUGUUGAGCUGAUGGAGAAGGGCAGAGUUCGCUUUUGGCUGCAGGCGGAGAAGAUUUCAGCAAAUGGCAAAGUUGAUUACGUGUUCAAUGAUAAUGUUCUCUCUCAGGGGGAGAAAUAUAAGAUGAACUUUGACAAGAACACUGGUGUGAUUGAGAUGAUCAUGGAGUCUCUGACCCCGGCAGAUGAGGGCACCUUCACCUUCCAGCUGCAGGAUGGGAAAGCAACCAACCAGUCCAGCUUGGUACUGAUAGGAGAUGUAUUCAAGGAGCUGCAGAAGGAAUCAGAGUUCCAGAAGAAAGAGUUUCUCAGAAAGCAAGGUCCUCACUUUAUCGAGUAUUUGAGUUACGAGGUGACUCCAGAGUGCUGUGUUAUACUGAAAUGCAAGGUUGGCAACAUAAAGAAGGAAACCUCUGCGCUGUGGUACAAAGAUGGACGUGAGAUCAAAGCAGACGAGCACCUGGGCUUCACCGAGGGCGUGCUGAAACUGGAAAUAGCUCAGAUUUCCAAGAAGGACUCUGGUGUGUAUGAGGUUGUUCUGAAGGAUGACAGAGGAAAGGACACUUCCAAAUUGAAUCUGACAGACCAAGGAUUCAAGGAUUUGAUGAAUGAAGUUUUCAGUUUUAUCGCCAAUUCCUCCACUCCACUGAAGAUCACAAGCACAGAUCAGGGCAUCCGACUCUACACCUUUGUCAGCUACUACAACGAUUUACUCCAAGUAACAUGGCACUACAAAGAUUCAGCCAUCGCCUUCUCUGACCGUAUAAAGAGCGGUGUGGUGGGAGAGCAGCUGUGGCUGCAGAUCACAGAGCCCACAGAGAAAGACAUGGGCAAAUAUGCCAUCGAGUUCAAUGACGGAAAGGGCGGCCUGAGGAGAACUGUGGAGCUGUGUGGUCAAGCAUUUGAUGAUGCUUUUGCAGAAUUUCAGAGACUCAAAGCUGCUGCUGUUGCAGAGAGAAACCGUGCUCGAGUGGCAGGAGGCCUGCCUGACGUGGUCACCAUCCAGGAGGGCAAGGCCCUCAAUCUCACCUGCAACAUUUCGGGCGACCCCGUGCCAGAGGUCACCUGGCUGAAGAACGACAGGGAGAUCACGUCCGACAACCACUGCAUCCUGAAGUUUGAGUCAGGCAAGUUCGCCAGCUUCCACAUCACCGACGUGAACACAUCGGACUCUGGCAAAUACAGCAUCCUGGUGAAGAACAAGUACGGCACAGAGAGCGGAGACUUCACCGUAAGUGUCUUCAUCCCUGAAGAGGCGGGCGGCAAGAAAAAAUAAAAGCGGUCCAAAUCUUGUCGUAAAUAUGUAUAAAAGAAAAAAACUGGAAGCAGUUAAAGAAAAGAAAAUGUUGAGGAUGUGUUAGAUGUUUGUGUAGAAUAUAAAUUAACUCUAUAGAGGUGCUAAAUCUGAACAUGAAACAUCCAACAGUUCAGAGAGAAAUCCAGAGAUUUGGUCCAAUAGUAACAAAUCUGACUGAACAGAAAAAGGUAUUUGGGACAUUCUGCCCACUCAAAAAUAUUAUGGUGCAAUUUUAGUUUCUGUUUGUGUAAAGUUGUGGCAUGCAGAGAGACAUGUUAGGAUUCAUUUUGCUCUGUUUGCUGUAGAGGAAAUGGAACAUUAGUUAACAAAAGAAGGCCAAAGACAAUGGUUAAAGACAUGUUGUGUUGAUAGGAUGCAACACUAAGUCAAAGAAAAGAAAUCAUUAAGUUAGUAGAAUGUCUAUUAAAAAGCCAUAUGGAUGUUUUUACAUGAUUUAUCCCAUUUGCCACAAAUGUGGCCUUCACUGGCAGCCGUUUUUAAAAGCACACACAACCUGUUAGUUGUAGUUCAUCUCAUCAAAAUAUGGCAAACAUCUUGCUUGAGCACUGAUUAGUCUUUGUAAUCAUUAUGGCAUGUAGUAAGUCUUCAGGACGGUGCAUUCAAGUGCUGCUGAGUUCUUAGAUGAAGAAGUGAAGAAAAUUUGCUGCAAAUCGGCUAAAAUUUGGUCCUUUAAUGAAAGGUGCCAUUUCAUUCAGUCCUGUUUUAUUUAUUGUUUCAUUUUAUUCACAAUCACUUUGAAUGUUGCGAUCGUAACGUCACUUCCAUUGUAUCCCUGUCUGUUAGUGAACACUGUAUGUCAGCCCACUGUCUACUCAUUCUUAUUGAUGUUAUUCACCACUGUUACGACAUCCCCUCCACAGUCCACCAUUAAUGAUUAUGAUGUCUCCUUUGCUGGUAAUGAUACCACUGUAAGACUGAAACCACUGUUAAUACCAAACAGUAGUGAUUAUUGCUUCACUUCCUAUUCCCCUGUUUCUUGAUGAGACUAAUAAAAAUGAGCAUGUACUUCCCCA
Molecule: messenger RNA, 5477 nt
Organism: Lates calcarifer (barramundi perch)
Lineage: Eukaryota; Metazoa; Chordata; Actinopteri; Centropomidae
Gene: myom1b
Product: myomesin 1b
Molecular function (GO): protein binding
Source: RefSeq, a predicted model, not a curated record